Messenger RNA from Pecten maximus, 3276 nucleotides. RefSeq names its product medium-chain acyl-CoA ligase ACSF2, mitochondrial-like. The coding region runs from base 109 to 1770 and encodes 553 amino acids. The transcript has 2 exons. NCBI's taxonomy places the organism in Eukaryota, Metazoa, Mollusca, Bivalvia, Pectinida, Pectinidae. The record is from RefSeq and is a predicted model, not a curated record.
GACGUUAACUCUCGAGAAAUAUCACAUAGUACGUGAGUAGGGACAGAUGUGAUGGAACAAAGUCACGUUUUCCUCAGCUUAUUAAUCUAAUCAUCCUCCACGUGCAACAUGUCGACUUUGAGUUACUGGAAUGAGCCUAGCACUCUGAUAUAUGACAACACCAGCAUUGUCGAUCGCGCGAGAACGAGAACUGAAGUUUACCCGGAUGUUAUUCCUUUCAUCGAAAGGUCAAUGUCUGGUUCUAGGAGAUCCCUGACGAACCAGGAGUUUCUGCAGAAGGUUGAGAAAAUAGCUAAAUACCUAGUGUCUGUGGGGGUUCGUAAAGGCGAUAUGAUUGCCAUAUUUGGGCCAAACUCACUGGAGUGGAUUAUCGGGGAAUUCGCUAUCUUUUUCGCCGGGGCGGUUUCAGUUCAUAUAAAUAUAAACAAACGAGACGCAAGUGAUGCAGUUGAAGUCAUCGACAUCUGUAAAUGUAGAUUUUUACUGAUAGACCCGGCCGACAACAGUGGUGCACUGGAGCUAAUAUCAGAGUUCAAACAGAGAACCGACAAUAAUCAAAUAUUCCUUCUCAGAAAAAGUGAGAAUUGUCCAUUCCACGACUUAGAAUCGGAGCUUAGUGCUCCAGAAAGAAAAUCCGAGUUACCAAAGGUUGACGCUGAGGACGAUGCCGUUAUUUUUACAACCUCAGGCAGCACAGGAAAUCCAAAACUGGUCCUUCACACUCAUUCUGCGGUUGUUUGCAAUAUUCCGACCGAUAAAGAAAGCCCGACGUAUGCUAUGUUGGGGGGUCCUUCGAUGUUCAAAACCUUUAAUGACCGUACUUUCAGCUGGAUGGGAGGGUCACCAAUCGUGAGCUUCGUGUAUGGUAAUCAGUUUAUAUUUACUUCCUCGAAGACACUUCCGACAAAGGAACAUGCAAAACAAAUAUGGGAGAUGAUGAAGGAGGAAAACUGUAUGGGUGGAUGGUUUCUACCUUAUUUACUUCAGAAUAUGAUUGACACACAUGCCAUACCAGAAGAUGAUGAUUUCAGACUACAAAUGCUGUUUUCUGGGGGUCAAAUUAUUGACGACACAUCCAUGAAGGAGGUAUGGCGAUACUGCGGGACCCUUUUUAUCGGGUAUGGGUUCACUGAAUCGUUUAGUAGUGUGGCUGCACUAAUCCUAACUGAAGGUCAGCCGUAUUACAAAGGGAAUGUUGGAAAAAUUUCAAAGGGUGUGGAGUUGAGAAUUGUAGAUGAUUCAGAAAACAUCGUUGAGCUGGAAAGUCAAGGCGAAAUCCAAAUACGUCAAAACUCACUGAUGAAGGGAUAUUUUGCAAACGAUGAACUUACAAAAGCAACAUUCACACCAUCGGGGUGGUUUAAAACCGGCGACAUCGGCUAUCUUAGAGAGGAAGGGGCUCUCUUUAUUACAGGGAGGAAGAAAGACAUCAUCUCUCGAGGAACAAGGAAAAUCAUGCCGGCAGGUAUAGAAGACAAAGUCAAGGACAUGCCUGGCAUUAAACACGUGGUUGUAGUCGGGGUACCGGACGAUCUGCUGCUGGAAGAAAUCUGCGUAUGCUUCAGUUCCGUCGAGGGGAAGGACGUCACCCCGGCUGCUGUUGAGGAGUUUUGUAAAAAUGUCUACCUGAAAGAAGAAACUGCGGACGGGAUGGGGGAAAUGCCGAAGUAUUUCCAGCGUUUUGAAUCGUUUCCAUUACUCCACAAUGGCAAGAUGAACAAGGUGCAGUUGAAACUUAAUGCAGCGCAAAAUCUUAAGCUAGGAAAUUAAUCACACGCCCAUCGAGAUUCCGACAGCAGCAUUAAACGUGGCCGCAUGACUAAAUAAUGAACGGACGGAGAAAACAGGGAAAAUGGUCAUUCUGGACAAAAACAUACCUCGCCAGAGUAUUUGUGCUUAGUCUGGCGUAAAUGUGUGUGAUUAUGGAUAUACAGCAUACACUUAUACAUGGCUGAUAUUUCCACCUGGUACAUUUUGCCUCUUUAACUGUCAUUGGUCGUAUCUAGAUUUCACGAGACAAGCUAAAUCGUAACCAGGGAAGUGGUACACCUUAAGUUAAUAUGGUGUCCCCGCUAUAACGCAAGUUAUAAGGAUAUACGUAAAGAUUGAAUAAGUGCAAUUAGGAUUUCAGUCAUUUCAUCGGCAUUGUUUUUCUUUAAGUUCAAAGACAGCUAAUAAAACAAGAGGCCCAUGGGCCUUAACGGUCAUCUGACAAACAAUUGUCUAUAUGCUGUCAGUUAUGUUUCACAUCAAAUUUGGUUUUUAUCUAUUUGGCUAAAGGAGGAGCAGCAUCUUAAAAGCAAAAUUUCAGCCAAGUUCCCAUUUUUGGGCCAUGUCCCUCUGUCCCCAUAUUUGGGACAAGCCUCAUUUAUAUCAAUUAGGAUUGCCCUUCCCCGAUGAUGUUUCAUACUAAAUAUGGUUGUAAUCAAUUAAUGCAUUCAGAAAGAGAAGCAUUUUUAAGCAAAUAUUUGGUUAAGUUCCCAUUUAGGGGCCUCACCCCUCUGUCCCCAUGGGCCCAACAAGCCUCAUUUAUAUAAAAUACGAUUGCUGUCCCCUUAUGAUGUUUCACACCCAAUUUGGUUGUUAUCCAUUAAAGAGUAACGUUUUAAAUCAAUUUUUUCAGCUAAGUUUCCCGUUUGGGGCCUCGCCCCUGUGUCCCCAGGGUUCACACUAGAAUAAUUCAAAAAAAUAUGAAUACCCUCCGCUAAUGAUGUUUCAAACCAAAUUUGGAUGUUAUCCAGCCAAGGGUUAAAAAGGAGUAGUGUUUUAAAGCAAUAAUUCACCUAUUCUUCCCCCAACCCCUUUGGGGCCUGCCACUCGGGCCUCAAGGGUCACAUCAGCUACAUUUAUAAAAAAAAAUAUGGUUGCCCUUACCUGUUAAUGUUUCACACCAAAUUUGGAUGUAAUCCACCCAAGGAUUCAGCAAAGUCCCCCUUUUUAUAUAAAAUAUAAUUGCCCUCCCCCAAUGAUUUUGAAUUUGGUAUUAAUCCACCCAAGGGUUAUGGAGUAGUAGCGUUUUGAAAUAAAAGUCUUACGCAAGGUGGACCACGUACGUUUUGUUUUCAGAUACGCAUAGGUAAGCGUCGUGUAAUGCAAUGUCUGCAAUGUUUUACAAGUAAGAUAGCAGUCAGCGAUCCUGUAAUCUAAUUUGUUCAGUGGUAUGUACAUAGAAUAUUUAAAAAAAAAAUGGAAUAAAUAUUGCACAUAUUAUAUUAUACAGUUGUUUGGCUUCUCUUUAUUAGUUUCAUGAUUUAUAAAUAAAAUGUCUUAUUAGCA